CUACAUGCAAGCUGUCUCUUAACUCUUUAUCAAUAACAUAACCAAAAUAAUUAUUUAAAUUCUUUAAUUGUAACCAACGAAAUGUCCAAGAUAUCAAACAUAAUCAAUUUUAUAGCAAAACGGAGCAUCAGUUGCACAGCACCACUCGAAGGUAAAAGAAAUUUUCGAAAAUUUCCGAUUCCUAACAAAAGAGGGUCUCGUCUUCACAGAGAGCAGCAGAGUGGUCAAAACCCUGAACUAGAGGUCGACAAACGUGGCGUGAGAGAUGUCGGGUACUACCUGGACGGCCGUUUCGUCACUGUACCCGAGAUGAUACCAGAACUCAUUGUACCAGACCUCAAAGAUUGCGAUCUUAAGCCGUAUGUGUCCUACAAGGUUACGGAUGUUAUCCAAAGCGAAUUCACGCCGCAGCAAUUAUUCGAUGCUGUUUACAGCAAAAAGAUCGUUACAGAUUUCAAGCAGGGGAAAUUGGAUGAGACUGGUCAGGCCCUCGAACCCUCUGAGGAAGAGAAACUACAACCCGCUGAGGCCGUGGCGCGGGCGAAACGAACGGGCUCCGACAUUUUUUAACUGUUAGUGAACUAUGUAGUGUUUAAUAGAUAAGGAUGUUUGAAUUAAUAAAGUAGUUAUGUUUA
Messenger RNA from Cydia strobilella, 635 nucleotides. RefSeq names its product large ribosomal subunit protein mL41 (gene mRpL41). Gene Ontology annotation, molecular function: structural constituent of ribosome. The transcript has a single exon. The coding region runs from base 82 to 570 and encodes 162 amino acids. The record is from RefSeq and is a predicted model, not a curated record. NCBI's taxonomy places the organism in Eukaryota, Metazoa, Arthropoda, Insecta, Lepidoptera, Tortricidae. Gene Ontology annotation, biological process: translation. Gene Ontology annotation, cellular component: mitochondrial large ribosomal subunit.